This is a messenger RNA of Pongo pygmaeus (Bornean orangutan), 3855 nucleotides long. RefSeq names its product mediator complex subunit 17 (gene MED17). The record is from RefSeq and is a predicted model, not a curated record. Bases 645 to 2600 code for a protein of 651 amino acids. Gene Ontology annotation, cellular component: core mediator complex; mediator complex. The transcript is spliced from 12 exons. Gene Ontology annotation, biological process: regulation of transcription by RNA polymerase II. Gene Ontology annotation, molecular function: transcription coregulator activity. NCBI's taxonomy places the organism in Eukaryota, Metazoa, Chordata, Mammalia, Primates, Hominidae.
GGAUCCCACUCUGUUGCCUAGGCUGGAGUGCCGCCCAGAUCUCGGCUCACUGCAGCCUCCAUCUCCAGGGCUCAAGCGAUCCUGCCGCCUCAGCCCCCCGCGUAGCUGGGACCACAGGCGCGCGCCAGCAGAUCUCAGUUCUCUCAACAGGACUCUCAUUGCUAAGAUCCAAGGAUCCAUUAAUUUCCUUUUCCUUAACUCUUCUCGCCUCUGCAGCUUUCUUUCCUCAUCCACUUUUUAAACAAACGCAGGCUUAAAAAGCGGGGAAUAUACCCGCCACCCUCUCGGCUCCCGAACCGCUCUUUCCCUCCCUCUGCCGGCCACGCCUCUUAUAGGCCCGGAAGUUUACCCCACCUUGCAUCGUGAUUCACCGGAAGCACUCUAGGGAGCACUGCAGCUUCCGCGCCGGCCCAGUUUUGCUCCGAAAGACUUGCAGAGGGGGGAGCUUGCGGUGCGUUCUGGGAAGGUUGCUGGGCCAGCUCUUUUGUUUCCAGCCUGAGCGUUGCGUUCGGUUUCCCGAGGGUCUUCUGGGGCACCGCGGCUCCGGGGUUCUGGGUUCCCGGCUCUCCGCAGGGAAGCCUCCUCUUAGUACCUCGUUUUUGGGCUCGUGGGGGGUCCUCCCACCGCUGGCCAACGCAGCCAGCAUGUCCGGGGUGCGCGCAGUGCGGAUCAGCAUCGAAUCGGCCUGCGAGAAGCAGGUCCAUGAGGUGGGCCUGGAUGGCACCGAGACGUACCUGCCGCCGCUGUCCAUGUCGCAGAAUCUGGCGCGUCUGGCCCAGCGGAUAGACUUCAGCCAGGGUUCGGGCUCCGAGGAGGAGGAGGCGGCAGGGACCGAGGGCGACGCGCAGGACUGGCCGGGCGCCGGGUCCAGCGCAGACCAGGACGACGAGGAAGGAGUGGUAAAAUUUCAGCCUUCCCUUUGGCCUUGGGACUCAGUGAGGAACAAUUUGAGAAGUGCCCUGACAGAGAUGUGUGUUCUCUAUGACGUUCUCAGUAUUGUUAGGGAUAAAAAAUUUAUGACUCUUGAUCCUGUCUCUCAAGAUGCACUUCCUCCAAAACAGAAUCCUCAGACAUUGCAAUUGAUAUCUAAAAAGAAGUCACUUGCUGGAGCAGCACAAAUCCUAUUGAAGGGGGCAGAAAGGCUGACUAAAUCAGUUACCGAAAACCAAGAAAACAAGCUACAAAGAGACUUCAAUUCUGAGCUUUUGCGAUUACGGCAACACUGGAAACUUCGAAAAGUUGGAGAUAAAAUUCUCGGAGAUCUGAGCUACAGAAGUGCAGGAUCUCUCUUUCCUCAUCAUGGUACAUUUGAAGUAAUAAAGAAUACAGAUCUCGAUCUGGAUAAAAAGAUACCUGAAGAUUACUGUCCUCUUGAUGUCCAAAUUCCUAGUGAUUUAGAGGGGUCUGCAUAUAUCAAGGUUUCAAUACAAAAACAGGCUCCAGAUAUAGGUGACCUCGGCACAGUUAACCUCUUCAAACGACCUUUGCCCAAAUCCAAACCAGGUUCCCCACAUUGGCAGACAAAAUUAGAAGCGGCACAGAAUGUUCUCUUAUGUAAAGAAAUUUUUGCACAGCUCUCUCGGGAAGCUGUUCAAAUUAAAUCACAAAUCCCUCACAUUGUGGUGAAAAACCAGAUUAUCUCUCAGCCCUUUCCGAGCUUGCAGUUAUCUAUUUCUUUGUGCCAUUCCUCAAAUGAUAAGAAAUCCCAAAAAUUUGCUACUGAGAAGCAAUGUCCAGAGGACCACCUUUAUGUCCUAGAGCAUAAUUUGCAUCUACUGAUUAGAGAGUUUCAUAAACAGACCUUGAGUUCCAUCAUGAUGCCUCAUCCAGCAAGUGCACCUUUUGGCCACAAGAGAAUGAGACUUUCGGGUCCUCAAGCUUUUGAUAAAAAUGAAAUUAAUUCAUUACAGUCCAGUGAAGGGCUUCUGGAAAAAAUAAUUAAACAAGCAAAGCAUAUUUUUCUAAGGAGUAGAGCUGCUGCAACCAUUGACAGCUUAGCAAGCAGAAUUGAGGAUCCUCAGAUACAGGCUCAUUGGUCAAAUAUCAAUGAUGUUUAUGAAUCUAGUGUGAAAGUUUUAAUCACAUCACAAGGCUAUGAACAAAUAUGCAAGUCCAUUCAACUGCAAUUGAAUAUUGGAGUUGAGCAGAUUCGAGUUGUACAUAGAGAUGGAAGAGUAAUUACACUGUCUUAUCAGGAGCAGGAGCUACAGGAUUUUCUUCUGUCUCAGAUGUCACAGCACCAGGUACAUGCAGUUCAGCAACUCGCCAAGGUUAUGGGCUGGCAAGUACUGAGCUUCAGUAAUCAUGUGGGACUUGGACCUAUAGAGAGCAUUGGUAAUGCAUCUGCCAUCACGGUGGCCUCCCCGAGUGGUGACUAUGCUAUUUCAGUUCGUAAUGGACCUGAAAGUGGCAGCAAGAUUAUGGUUCAGUUUCCUCGUAACCAAUGUAAAGACCUUCCAAAAAGUGAUGUUUUACAAGAUAACAAAUGGAGUCAUCUUCGUGGGCCAUUCAAAGAAGUUCAGUGGAAUAAAAUGGAAGGUCGAAAUUUUGUUUAUAAAAUGGAGCUGCUUAUGUCUGCACUUAGCCCUUGUCUACUAUGAUUUUUUCCAGAUGUUUCCUAAAGACGUUUCCAGAAACUUUGACUUGAAAUGUUUGCAGAUCAACUAUAAGCACAAAGAAGAGAUAACUUCCAAAAGAGUGCUGUUUUUAAAAAUAAUAAUUAGGAAAUGUUUAUUUAGCACUUUGAAACUUUUCACUUUAUAAAUGACAAGUGCUUUGAAAUGCAGAAGUUUAUGUACAGUUGUAUAUACAGUAUGACAGGAUGUAAAAUAAUACGUUUUUCAUGCAGUUUAAAAUAUUACUAACUUAAGGGUUUCUAUUUGCUUUUUAAAAUAUUCCUUCUUUGAUGUUGACCUCAAAUAAAGUGUGUGGUUUAAAAAAUCUCCAAAUAUUUUUUCCCCCCAAAUACUUUCUUUCCCCCCAAAUACUUUCUAAACUUUUUUUUUUUUUUUUUUUUUUUUUUGAGAUGGUAUCUCACUCUGUAGCCCAGUCUGGAGUGCAGUGGUGUGAUCAUGGCUCACUGCAGUCUUGACCUCCCAGGCUUAGGUGAUCCUUCUGUCUCAGCCUUCCGAGUAGCUGGGACCACAGGCAUGCACUACCACGCCUGGCUAAUUUUUGUAUUUUUUAUAAAGACAGGGUUUUUCCAUGUUGCCCAGGCUGGUUUCGAACUUGGCUCAAGUGGUCUACCUGCCUCUGCCUCCCAAAGUGCUAGGAUUACAGGCGUGAGCCACCAUGCCCAGCCUACUCUCUAAAUUCUUGAUAACCUCUUCCUCCAGUUGUCUCCUUUAAGCUUUCCUGGGUCUAACCUACAUAGGUAAUUUAAGAACAUCCUCAGAAAGGACAGCUGAAGGCAUAGGAGGCAGAUUAUCUCUUUAGGGCGUCCUAAAGUUUUUUUGGUCUGUUCUCCCACUUGAAUGACCUCACCAGUUGAGACACCUAGUGUAUGGCUCAUGCCCAGCCUUCCACCUGGGAUUCUCUAGCCUCCACCCAGCAACCCUGGAUUGCUUUCUCCAAUUAAGGCCUUUCCAUUAGCUCUCUGCUUUUUCAAAGGGAAAAAACUAAUGGAUUAGUGGAUUAUCUUUUCCAAGGAACAGGUUUGCACUUCCUGGAAAUAGUGCCUAAAAUAUGCCCAUUAAUAUGAGGAUAGAUUUAGGCUUAUAAGCCUUUUGGUACCACUGAAAGUAGUAUCAUAUAGGUGAGCUCUCCUUAUAAGUAAGGCUUUCAAUUUUUAAAACAGACAUCCUGCUUUAACAAUUUGUAAGAUGACUGUGCAGUAAUAAAAGUCCUUUGUAUUUC